Messenger RNA from Carassius gibelio (silver crucian carp), 4549 nucleotides. RefSeq lists its product as uncharacterized. Lineage: Eukaryota; Metazoa; Chordata; Actinopteri; Cypriniformes; Cyprinidae. The transcript is spliced from 4 exons. The record is from RefSeq and is a predicted model, not a curated record. The coding region runs from base 140 to 949 and encodes 269 amino acids.
CCCUUCUCUCCCAGUUAUGCCAGAUUUCCCGAGAAGUUGAGGUACACGUCAGAAUGGAACCUGUACUGGUGAGCGGACGUGUACAGUGACCUCAGCAGUUUGUGCGUAUCAGCUGACACACAUUCACAGACGGGAAAACAUGGAACGCGGUUUUUCUCUUGCUGGGCCUUCUUCUAAUCCUCGUAAACGUCAGGUGCGAUUUUCAGCACGUCAUGACAUCCUGCUCCUCCGUGAGGUGAUAGCACAGAACCCCUUCACUUCUAAAGAGUCAGGCCGGAUCUGGGCAAGGGUGGGUGAAAUUAUUACUGCGACCUUACAGGAUGAGAACUUUGAGGUGGAUGGACGCAGAUGCAGGGAGAGAACCAUGCUACUGCUGGAUUAUUAUAAAAAACAGGACUUUGCAAGUCUACGCAGGUUUGGUACGGAACGCCUGUAUGCACAGAAAGAAGACCUUUUACAUGAAGUUCUGGAAUUGGAGGCAGAGAAGAAUCUCCUUUCGAGUGGGGAAAGUAAAUACCAAGAUGAUGAACUCAGGAAGAGAACACUGGAGGAAUUAUCAUCGCCUGAGCCUGACAAAUCCACUGUGCUAUCAGUAACAACAGCUCCCACCACUGUGGUAGCCAGCCCAGAACCUGAGGAGCAGGAGGAGGCUGAGCUCACAGCUCCCACAGCCAAACGGCCAUGUCAGUGCUGCUGCCAGACUUACUCAGAGAUCCUGAGCUUCCUAGAAAAGCGAUUUGAAGCAGAGCAGAGUCUGCGAGAGGAGGAGAUGGCACUGAGAAGAGAAGAGCUAGAAGUCCAGAGGAGUAAGAUUGCCCUGGAUCGGGAGCGUAUCGGAGCAGAAAGAAAAGAACGGGAACGUCGGUUUGAGCUGGAGAGUCAGGAAAGGCAGGUUAUACUGGAUUUGUUAAAAGAGAAGGUCCUAAAAAAUGAACGGAACUCUGACUGAAAUUAGAAAUGUUUAGUUUCAGUCUUUGAUGUUGAACUGUCAUUCCAGCCAAUGUUAUAUUCUGCUUUCCCUGUUUGAAUUUUUAAUAUAAGCCCAUAAUAUUAUAGUUGAUUGUCAUAACAUUGAAUAAAAUAGCUAAAUGCCUGGUGAUAGGUUUGCAUUCAGUAGUUCACCUGGUAAAAUACUGAAUUUUAGUAACUAAAAUAAUAGAUUUGAUGCAGUAUAGGUAUCCUGAGAUAAUUGAAUGUUCGAGAACAAUUGCCUUUUUCUGAUUUUGGAAACCAGUAGCACUAUUGUGCCCUUAAAGAGCUGUACUAGGAGUUACAUAAACAGCCAUUAUUUCUUCUUUAGCAUGACAGGUAUGUUUAAAAUUAAGCUUGAAAAUGAAUGAAAGCCAUUCACACUAAUAUUCUGGAUAAACCCACACAGACUGCAUUGAACUGAAAGCUGUGUGUAAUGAAAGCUGUUAUAACUGUGAUACAAAAAAUAAUUAAUGAACAAUAAUUAAAUAAAUGAUAGUAAAUAAAUAAAACAUAGCAAUACAUGAAAAUAACAAAGUUGACAGUUCGUCUAACCCUUGCAUGCUCUUUAAAACUUUUUCCUCCUUCUCCACCAUCAUCAGCUUUAACAGCUGACAAUUUUGCCACAUUCUUCAUUUAUAAAACCAUAAGUGCACUUCUCUUCUCUGUUUGCAUGGCAUCUCUACUGUAGGUUCUGUCAUUCAGAAACAUGGCUUUUCAUAUCACUGCUAUGCUGAUGACACUCACCUCUACCUCUCAUUCCAUCCUGAUUAUCCGACAAUAGCUGCACGCAUCUCAGCUUGUCAUCACCUUCAACUCAACCUUGCCAACACAGAACUGCUUGUAGUUCCAUCAAAACCCUUGUUUCAUCACAAUUUCACCAUCCAGUGAUGCACAUCAAUCAUAACUCCUUCAAAAACAGCCAGAAACAGAGUUAUGAUUGAUGAUGAGCUGACUUUCUCAGAUCACAUUGCUAAAACUUCCCGGCCCUUCAGAUUUGCUUUAUUCAACAUCAAGAAGAUCAGGUCCUUUCUUUCGGCACAUAAUUCACAACUUUUUGUUCAAGCUCUUGUUCUAUCCAAGCUGGACUAUUGCAAUGCUUUCUUGGCAGGUCUUCCAGCCAGUUCUCUCAAACCUUUACAAUGAAUCCAGAAUGUGGAGGCAAGAUACAUUUUUAAUGAACCGAAAAGAAUGCACGUCACACGUCUGUUGGCUACCAAUAGCUGCUUGCAUAAAAUUCAAAGCAUUAAUGAUUGCCUACAAAACCACCACUGACUUUUCACCCCUUUACCAUCAGUUUAAUUUUUUCCCAAAUUCCAUUUUAGUUUUUUCCAAAUCCCAUUUUUUCUGUUUUCAUUUUUCUGGAUUCCGUUUUUUUUUUUUUUUCUAUUAAAUAGACUUUUUUAAUGGUUAAAUUAAAUGUAAGUAAUCAAAAAGCAUCUCUAAUUAUUUUUAAAAUCAGGAAAUAUUUGAAGUAUGCAUUUUCACAUCAAUUUAUUAAAAGUUUAACAAAAAUUAUAUUUUUAGAGCCCUAUGAAAAGUUUUUUCUUCACCAUGUUUAAUUGUUAACUAACUCUGUGUUUUAACAUGUCUAAUUAUUUAAAUGCAUAACUUAAUUUAUUCAAUUUUUUCUUAAAGUAGCCUUAUGAAAUGUUUUUUUUUUUUUUUUUUUGUCCCCCUCAGGAAUCCUGUUGUGUUUUUACAUUUUUCUAGUUCCAAAUGAAGACAUAAAACAUUUAAUUUCUAUUUUAAAUACUGAAAAUUAAGCAAACUUUAUGUUUUGGUAAACAAAGGGGAUUUACUAUUAAAAUUAAAACAUGGAAAAAAUGUUGAUUGAUUUUUCCUUAAAAAUAAUGUUUGUUUAUUUUUAGUAGUAGUAGGAUGUAGAUUCUGCUGAAUAAUAGUAAUACAUUUCUGGCAAAUACUUUUCUUUAAACUAAACCAGACCUUUAUUUUGACGGGGUGCCGUGAAAACAAUUACAGUUCUGUGUAUGUGAUAUGAUGCUAGUUUUACUCAAAUCAAACAGUCAAAUGCUCAUGAAGUCACUCUCAGAAAAGUUCUGGAGAUGUCCUCAUGUGUUCAUAUCCUUAUUUAGAGAGACAGCAGACGCUGAAAUCACCGCGAGCAUCAUGUGCACUUCCAUGUGUGUAAUAGACUGCGCUUCUGCACCAUUCAUUAACAAAGACAUGCAGAACAUGCAGGAUUCAUAUUUAAAUCGACUUUUCUGGCUUCAUAUUUACAGAUACCACUCCAUAUCGUGAUUUGAUUUAAAUGUAAUGACCUACUUUUUAUUAACUCAUUAAAAAUUUGACAAAUACCAUGACAUUUCGCGUUAAACUGUGAAUUCCAUUUUUAAUGACUGGAUUCCGCAAUUCAGUCCACAUUUUCUGCAUCGUGAGAUCAUAGGGCCCUUAUUGUGCCAUCUCAAAGAGGCACAAAAUCACUUUCACUGACUUAUAAAUUAAAUGUUCCUUCCUGGUGGAAUGACCUGCCAAGCAUAAUCAAGCAUAAUCUGAGCAGCUGAGUCCUUGGCCAUCUUCAUCUCUUCCAUCUAUAUUUGACCCUCUAACUUUAGCACUCUCUAUUCUAAUUCUAUUCUUAAAAAAAAAAACUGCCCCUUUUAGCCCCUUCUAUUCAUUUACUAAGUGUUUGUUUUCUUGGAAAAAAAGCCCUCUAACACCAGCAUUCUCUGUUCUUUUUCUAUUCUAUCUGUUUUCUUUUUAUUUAUUAUAUAAUAAAAAUAAAACCUUGCUAUGUGCACUGCAUUAAGCUGACUGAGACUUGUUAUAGCACUUGCAUAUCUUUGCUCUUUUGUUUAUUUUAACUGCUUCCAUUGUUCUCAUUUGUAAGUAGCUUUGGAUAAAAAGUGUCUGCUAAAUGACUAAAUGUAAAUGUAAUGUAAAUGAUACCAGAAUAAGUCUUAUUCAUUAAGUGUAACAUGGCUGGCUAGCGAGCUAAGAUUCCAACAGCACUUUUCAGAGUUAAGUAGCUAAGAUUCCUACAGCACUUUUCAGAGUUUCUCUGAAACUAAACAGCCAAAAUAAGUUAACGGACUUCAAUUUUAUUAAGUGGAUCAUUAGGUUCGUCAAAUGUAAAUUUUUGCUAGAAAACUAGAAAACAUACAAAGUGUAAAACUACACACAGGUUAUUCGCUUGAGGAGUAAUUACAAAACGUGUCUUGUUCAUAUAAUAGCAUUAGCAACAGCAAACAGUUUUUCUAGUUUAUGUAUGUGAGAAAAUAACAGCAAGCAUCACAGAUUUAAAAUAGUAAAGUGAAUUGGGGGUUAUCUUAUUUUUCCAAAAUCACCAGUGCUUUUGAUAUCUUCUGUAGGCAUUCAUUUAUACAUUUACCAUGAACGGAUCAUUUUUAGGUGCAAACCUCACUAGUGGGGUCGGUUUGCAGUUGGCGUUUCACAGUUGUUUACACUUUAAGUAAAAGGUGAACCCAUAUAACUGCCUUUCAUAAAUGUCAUACAGGUGCUUCUCAAUAAAUUAGAAGGUCUUGGAAAAGUUAAUUUAUUUCGUUAAUACAACUCAAAUUGUGAAACUUGUUUAUUAAAUAAAUUCAAUGCACUCAGA